AAAAAUUUAAAAAUCUUAGUGAAUACUGAAUUUAUAAAUGUUUUACGUCAAUCAAUAGAUCUUCAAUAAAAAAAAUAAUGAUCUCGUAAAUCUCCAAAAACUCCUUUUAUUUUAAUUUGAAUUUGAACAAAAUUACAUCACAAUCAGCCAGGUGAUAACACAUAAGAUACCUUUUUAUGAAUCUGGUGUUCAACUUUUUUAUACAUAAUUCUGUUGUUAAUAAAUUAUUCAGCUUUAAAAAUUAUACGGUGUAGUCUCCAAUUGAUCUCCAGUGUUUCAUGAAUUCAUUAGCAGAGUCAUUUCUUCCUUAGACAUCAAAGGACUUCGUGUUGAUUUAUUCAUCAGUAAAGGUUUCAUGAAGAUGAAAGUCCUCAUCUAGAAUACAUCAUGCCAUUUUCAGCAAAAAAGAACAAACAGCAGAAGAAAAAAGAGGCUGCAAAAGCUCACCAGAUAGCUGCAACAACCACAGCGGUCUUAAUCUCCACUUCGAAGGCGACUAAACCUGCAAAUAAAGAUAAACCUAAGCCUAGCAGUUGUGCUGAAAAUUGUCCCGUAAAUAGUAAAAGUAACGAAAAUGGUGACCUCAAAGAAGGAAAUUUCGAUUAUUUUAGAAGCGAAAUUGAGAAUCAAUCCCUCCGGAUUGCUUUGUUGGAGGAGAAACUGGAGAUCAACAGGAAUUUCAAUGAUUUGAAUAAUACCAAGGAGAGUGAAAACAGAGUCAGUGUCCCACGUCGUUUGCUGGAAUUCUUGAUCGGCGUUAUUACACUUUAUUGUACUAUAGAAAGUGUUCUGAUGUUGGGACUGAUGUUUGUGGAGGAAGGAGAAGAAAAUAACUAUCGUUAUGUGUCAAAGUUCUCAGCUAUAUUCAAUUAUUUAGAGUUAUUCAAGUAGCCUUGUCAAUUUUUAUUAUGUGUAGUAUCAGUAUCUGUAUAUAUCUAUUCCACUUACCUAUCUGAAACGUACGUCGUACAUAUAAGUUGAUCAUAAUUUUUCAUCAUUUUGAUAGGUCAUGUAAUCACCUUUCGCGAUGUCAACGUUUGAUGCCUACAUCUACAUAAAAGAAUCGAGAACAUCGAGUAGGGAUUUUUCAAAAAUUUAAAAAUGUUCGUGAAUUUAUGAAAUGUUUUCAAAUUUUAAUGAAUAGAUCUUCAAAAUAAUAAUAAUAAUAAUCUCGUUAAUCUCCAAAAACUCUUUUUAUUUUAAUUUCAAUUUGAACAAAAUUACAUCACAAUAAAAAAAUAUGGCCUUUGAAGUUUGAUGAAAUAACACAAGUUUCAAAAGGAAAAUAUAACAAACGACAGAAUACAAAACAUAGAAUCUGAAAUUAAAUAACCAAAGGAUUUAAUACAAUUUCUUUACGAUUCAAUAAAUAUUUAUGAUUAGUAACAUCGCUUUUGAAUCCUCUGCUGCGAAUGAUUUCCAUAUGUCCAGUUACUUCCGAAGAUAAACCCGACUUCAAAGGAGUCAAUUUAAUAAUGAAUUUACAUAUACUUCGGAUAUAAUUAGCGAUGGUGACAGAUUCUUUAUCAUCUCGAACCGUAUGACUGCAAAUAACAACUUUCAAAUUGGGAUACAAUGAUCGUUGAUAUACGUAAUAUCUUACAAAUCGCGAACAGUCUUGAAAACUCGAGAGCAUUAAUACGUAGCUUAUAUCGUCUAUAAUUAAAUACAUCUUAUCUUCUCGAUGUUUACGAAAAAAAUCAUCCGUUUCUUUACUGAUUUUUUGCAAAACUGAUUCGUCGCUGGAGUUUUCUUCGAUACAUGAAUUCAAAGGACUUAUGUUCUCUAUUUUCGAUUUAUACGCCGGAGAAUUCAAAUUCACGCCUAAUUUACUGCACAGCUGCUGGUAGUGUUGAAAUGGAUUAUGAAAGGUGAGGAAUAGAACGCUAGCAUCGUUUUUCAACGCGUCGCAAAUCAAACUGGAUAUUAUGAAACUUGCAUUGCUACCGUGAACUUCUUCGAUGAAUGUCAAACUAAUAUCGUCGGUCAAUCCGUGCGAUUGUAAAUGAGAUAUUAAUCCUUUUGCCACCUAAAAUGCGAAUAAAAAGUCUAUUAACGAUUA
Planococcus citri (citrus mealybug) is the source of this 2062-nucleotide messenger RNA. RefSeq lists its product as uncharacterized. The coding region runs from base 388 to 891 and encodes 167 amino acids. Lineage: Eukaryota; Metazoa; Arthropoda; Insecta; Hemiptera; Pseudococcidae. The transcript is spliced from 4 exons. The record is from RefSeq and is a predicted model, not a curated record.